Molecule: messenger RNA, 4410 nt
Organism: Bombina bombina (fire-bellied toad)
Lineage: Eukaryota; Metazoa; Chordata; Amphibia; Anura; Bombinatoridae
Gene: PPP2R5C
Product: protein phosphatase 2 regulatory subunit B'gamma
Exons: 16
Coding region: 148-1881 (577 amino acids)
Biological process (GO): protein dephosphorylation; signal transduction
Cellular component (GO): nucleus; cytosol; protein phosphatase type 2A complex
Molecular function (GO): protein phosphatase activator activity
Source: RefSeq, a predicted model, not a curated record
AGGUGAGGCGCUGCGGUAGCAGCCUGGGAAAAAAAGGGGAAGAGCGAGAAGAGAGGGAGUGAGACGGAAAGAUAGUGAGGCGGCGGGGGAGGGGUGAGUGUCACCGGAGUCUGCAAAACCACCACUGAGAAGGGACACCGCGUCACCAUGCCGAAUAAAAACAAAAAAGAGAAAGAACCACCAAAAGCUGGCAAAAGUGGAAAAAGUGGCAAAGAAGGUCCAGAUAUCGCUGAUCAUGAAGUAUCUAACAAGAAAUCAAACAAUGCUCCCCCACCGGCUCCAGUAUCAAAAAUAAAGGUGCCAACUCCCCAAGCUGUUGUGAAGAAAGAGAAGCGACAAAGUUCCUCAAGAUUCAAUGUGAGCAAUAACAGAGAACUGCAGAAGCUACCAGCUCUUAAAGAUGUGCCCCCAGCAGAACAAGAAAAGCUUUUUAUCCAGAAAUUGCGGCAGUGUUGUGUUCUUUUUGACUUUGUUUCUGAUCCCCUAAGUGACCUCAAAUGGAAAGAAGUAAAGAGAGCUGCUUUGAGUGAAAUGGUAGAAUACAUAACACACAAUCGAAAUGUGAUUACGGAACCUAUUUACCCAGAAGUAGUUCACAUGUUUGCUGUGAAUAUGUUUCGGACAUUACCACCAUCAUCAAAUCCAACAGGAGCAGAAUUUGAUCCAGAAGAAGAUGAGCCAACUUUAGAAGCAGCAUGGCCACACCUGCAGCUUGUUUAUGAGUUUUUCCUGCGGUUCCUGGAAUCUCCAGAUUUCCAACCUAACGUAGCAAAGAAAUAUAUUGAUCAAAAAUUUGUUCUGCUGCUUUUGGAACUCUUUGACAGUGAAGAUCCAAGGGAAAGAGACUUUCUGAAAACAACCCUCCACAGAAUCUAUGGGAAAUUCUUAGGACUGAGAGCUUACAUAAGAAAACAGAUCAAUAAUAUAUUUUAUAGGUUUAUUUAUGAAACAGAGCAUCAUAAUGGCAUAGCAGAAUUAUUGGAGAUCCUUGGAAGUAUAAUAAAUGGAUUUGCCUUACCGCUAAAAGAAGAGCACAAAAUAUUCUUAUUGAAGGUGUUAUUACCUUUACACAAAGUGAAAUCACUCAGUGUCUACCAUCCACAGCUGGCAUAUUGUGUAGUACAGUUUUUAGAGAAGGACAGCACACUUACUGAACCAGUGGUUAUGGCAUUACUCAAAUACUGGCCCAAAACCCACAGUCCAAAAGAAGUCAUGUUUUUAAAUGAGCUAGAGGAAAUUUUAGAUGUUAUAGAGCCUUCAGAAUUUGUAAAGGUGAUGGAACCUCUCUUUCGACAGCUUGCAAAGUGUGUUUCAAGUCCACAUUUUCAGGUUGCUGAACGAGCGUUGUAUUAUUGGAAUAAUGAGUAUAUCAUGAGUUUAAUCAGUGACAAUGCAGCCAAGAUUUUGCCCAUUAUGUUUCCUUCUUUAUAUCGAAACUCAAAGACUCAUUGGAACAAGACUAUACAUGGUUUGAUAUACAAUGCCCUAAAACUUUUUAUGGAGAUGAACCAAAAAUUAUUUGAUGACUGCACUCAACAGUUCAAAGCAGAGAAGCAGAAAGAAAAGCUUAAACUGAAGGAACGAGAAGAAGCAUGGGUUAAAAUUGAAAAUCUAGCCAAAUCUAAUCCCCAGUACCCUAUGUAUACUGACACCUCUGCUCUGAACAGUCCUGUUGCAAUGGAGACAGAUGGACCCUUACUUGAAGAUGUACAGAUGUUAAAAAAGACAGUGAAAGAAGAGGCUUCUCAGGCUCUAAAAGAUCUAAAAAAGGAACGACCUCUUGUUCGACGCAAGUCAGAAUUGCCUCAGGACAUCUAUACCAUGAAAGCCUUGGAAACCCAUUGCAGAGCUGACGAAUUAAUAACACAUGAUGGGCAUUAGACUAAGACAAUUUAAAUCUUAUUUUGUGGAUUUUUUUUUCCGGAAAAACAGUUACACAGUAGAAAACAAUUACAUUUUUUUGUGCCAUACCAACCUGUUAAAUGCAGUCAAAGCUUUCUUCUACCCAGUUCUGUAGGCAAUAACUAAUUACAGUAUGCAGCUCAAGAUUAGUAGUUCAAACAAUGGUAAAAUACCCGAUUCUGUAUGCAGAACUUUUGGUUGAGUUGUAUUAAAUAGCCACAUUGCUGGCUGUUGCAAACAGGAACACCAAUUUGAUCUACUUCAUGAAAUCUACCGCUGCAUAAGGAGAGGCACGGCUGUAAUUUCCAGCCAUCUAACAGCCAUGCACAUUAUUGAUUGGUGCUUUCAAGAGACCAUGCCAUUAGUCAAAAGUACUAAUGGUUAUUUGGCCUCCUCUCAAACUAAUCGUAUGGUAUACUCGGAUUAGGGGGAACAAGCGCUUUACUUGCAUGUGCUAUAUAGAUUUCUUGGAGAGACUUUUCUGACAAUCCCAUAUAGGUUUUGUUUUACACCGUUCUGUAAAGUAUUUGCUUCAAAUGAGCCCAUUUUUAAGUCCUUCUGUGUAUAUUGAAAGCCAUAUUUUCGUCCGUCAUAAUUACUUAAGUAUUACAUUUCCAUUAUUCUAGAAGUGCACUAACACAUGGUUUAUUGCCCCAAGGUAUCUUGUUGAACUAUAAUUCAGCAAAAAGUGUUCAAAAAUUAUGUUUUUGAAAUAAAAUACUGUUUCACUGCUGACCUUUUCCCUGGGCUUUUGGAGCUUUUGGCAUUUGUUUAGGCUCAAAAAAACAUCACAGUUAAAUUAGGGAUGAUAUUCUUUAAAUAGCUGUUGCAUGAUGUCAUAAGAAAGGCAUACAGUGUAAGCUGUUCUUACAAAUGUGUAUAUUUUUGGGAUAAGACUGCUUUGUUUUGAAUUUUUAUAUAAACAUUUAGCAAUGAAUAUGGACAAAAACACUUAAGUUGAUGGCAGCCAUGAUAGUUGGAAUACAUUCAUAUUUUCUAUAUUUCUAUUUUAAAAAGCACACUUAUAAGCAGACCUUGCAGUUAUAAUGUAAAUAUGUCCUUGUUGCUGUUUAAAUUCAGAUGCUGCUAUAUUUUCAAUAAGGUUAAAUGCAUGUUCAGUCAUUUUUUUGUUUUCUGAAGGUAGCAAAAAAAAGACUGAACAAUAGUGCUGUCAUCUUUAUUUAUCUCAGGGUGGCAAGUAUUCCAGCUAUUCUGAAAAAACAUAGAUGUAUUUUUGUUUUUUUAAUUUUUUUUUGUCACACUCAGUAAAAGUAUAAUGAACUCAACUACUAAAGAUAUGUUUGAUUUUAACAUCACAAAGUUGCUUCUUGUUUUUUGUGCUUAGGUUAUUAAAAAAAAAAGAAUAUGUAAAUUAAUAUAGCAUUGUUGCUACUUGCACGAAAUGUUAAGGGUUUCUUAGUGAAAUCAAGCGAAGGUGGGAAAUAGUUCAGUAGUGAAGAAAGAAAUUAAAACAUUCAAAAUUCCCUGUGUGAAAAAAAAGAAACAUCCUGCUAAACUUGAAAAUUCAUGCUUUAUCAGUAAUAAAAUAUAGGGGUAGAGAUACCAUUACUUUUAAUGGACACUGGGUGCUCGUUUAAUUUAUGUAUAUUUGGUAUACCAUUGUUUGAACUUCCAUCUUUUGCUGACAUUGUUUUGUUUUUUAUUUUUUAUGGGGGUUUGGUCAUUCAUUUAUUUGGACAAGAUACUCUAAAGAUUUAAUCCUUAUUUUACCCAACAUAAACUUGUAUAUCAAUGUUUGGUUGAAUGUGUAAUGCUUCGCAUAUAAGAACAUCUCUGUCUAGAUUUUUUUUUUGUUUUGUUCUUUAUUGAAGAUAAACAUUCACCAAAUGAGGAAAUGCCAUGGUGUUUCUGUUUAGUACAUUUUUCCUGUAGAAAAAUGUUCUUUGAUUGUAAACCUUGGUAAAACUUCUAAGUAUCCCAUACAUUUAAAUUGAUUAUCUGUUCAUUUUUAACAUUUUAUCCAUCCUAAAUAAAAGUGUAUGACACAACAAAAUAUAUUGGAAAAGUUUGGUGAUUGUUUUUCUUAAUAAAGUUCGUGUUUGACACCUUCACAUUUUCCUGAACUUUACCUGUACAUGAGGAAUGUCAACAGUAAUCUGACGAGUGUCUUUUAGUGUGGCUUUAGUAUGGCUUCAUUUUAAUAUUGUACAUACAUUGUACCUUGUUUUAUGGUAAUAAGUAAUAAAACUUUAGACUUCAUAUUUUGUACAAAAUGGUCCUGUGUACAAAUUACCAAUGUUAGAAAGCAAAUAGGCAAAACAGUUUGCCUUUUUUUAAUAUAUAUAUAUGUAUACACACAGCAUAAAUAGCUCUAUUUAAUUAAGUUAAACUGUACAUUUUUUUGCCAUAUUGUAACUCCAUUUUCUUUUGUUAAGGCUUUCUGUAUAGAGAACCGCUACAAGCACUUGCCAUUUAAUGUGCUUUUACUUAGUUUUAAAAUUCUGAUAUCGUGUAUUAUAUGGACUUAAUAAAGAAAAGUACAUUUUA